AUGGAAGACGACUAUGAGCUGGCGCACAGUCCUGGUGUCACGAAAAUGCCAGAACAGAUCCAUUACACCCACCGGGGAUCCAUUGACCGUGAUGAAGCCGACCUCAUGCGCCUUGGUAAGAAGCCAGUCCUGAAGACCGAGCUAACAAAGAAAAGCGUCUUCGACAUUGGAUUUGCGAAGUAUGCUGCUCUAUAUCAAAGCGCAGCGGCCAAAACAUGA
Letharia lupina is the source of this 219-nucleotide messenger RNA. RefSeq lists its product as uncharacterized. The transcript is spliced from 2 exons. The record is from RefSeq and is a predicted model, not a curated record. NCBI's taxonomy places the organism in Eukaryota, Fungi, Ascomycota, Lecanoromycetes, Lecanorales, Parmeliaceae. The coding region runs from base 1 to 219 and encodes 72 amino acids.